Molecule: messenger RNA, 357 nt
Organism: Aspergillus aculeatus ATCC 16872
Lineage: Eukaryota; Fungi; Ascomycota; Eurotiomycetes; Eurotiales; Aspergillaceae
Product: putative tubulin-specific chaperone Rbl2
Exons: 3
Coding region: 1-357 (118 amino acids)
Biological process (GO): post-chaperonin tubulin folding pathway; tubulin complex assembly
Cellular component (GO): cytosol; microtubule cytoskeleton
Molecular function (GO): beta-tubulin binding
Source: RefSeq, a predicted model, not a curated record
AUGGCACCCCGCUCUCAACUAGAGAUUGCUACGGCAUCUGUCCAGCGCUUGAUCAAGGAAGAAGCGUCCUAUCACCGCGAGCUACAGCAGCAAACGGAGAGAAUCAAGAAAUUCGAAUCUGGCGAGGGUGGGGACGAUGAGAACAAGGAGUGGACUCUGAAGCAGGAGCGCCUUGCCCUCGAGGAGACUAGGAAGGUCCUUCCGACCCUGAAGCAGAAGAUUGUGGAUGCGAUCGCUAAGCUUGAUCAGUCGCUGAUCGAGGAGGGCAAGAAGGGCGCCGAGAGCAAUGUCGAGCAGAUCAAUGCUGCCAAGGAGGCUAUCUCCCAAGCCAGAACUGCAGAGCGAGAGAUCUCGUAA